CGUGCGGGUGCUAGAAGAUAGACGAAGAAGGAAAAUGAGUCAAAACCCAUUGAUGAGGUAGGAGGACUACAUUCAAGUUGCAGGAGCCAAGAUGCCAACCAAUAAGAAGAUCAUGCACAAUCAUAAGGCAAAUACAAAAAGUUCCAUUACUAUUAAGAAUAGAGGAAGCACAAGGAGAAUGACUACGAUCCAAGGUGGUUCGCUAGGCCCUUACCAUCUUCGCAAACCUGAGCUCAAGUUGGCAGUGGAGUUCAAGACUACGGCUCCGGAUAUGUUUGUAGAUCAAGCAACAGAACAACUACAAAUUCAAGAAUUUGAAGAAAGUCAAUAUCCAGCAACUAUGGAAUCUCCAAUAAAUCUUUAUAAUCUUGACUGCUAUUUCAACCUCCCUCCUAGCCCUCCUUUCUCUGACCUUUUGUUAUCCCCUUUGUGGAAUUCUUCUGAUUGCAAUGAUACUGGAAAUUCUGUUGGAAGUGCUAUUAGGAGGAUCACCGAUGAUCUACACUUUUCCGGAGAUUCUGAAUCAUAUCCUGACGGUUCACCUGGAGAUUUUGGUAAAAGCCUCAAAAUGAGCCCUUGUAGUAUUAAAGAAAGGAUCUGUGAGGCACUUAGAUACAUUGAUUCAAUGGGAGAGGUCAUUUUAAUUCAAUUUUGGGCACCUGUAAAGGUAAAUAGUCAGUUUGUACUUGCAACUAGUGGGCAACCAUUUGUUGGUGGUGAUUCCACAAUUGCGAUUCUUCAGUAUAGAAUGAUUUCUCUCAUGUAUGCUUUCUCUGUUGAUGGUACGGAUGAUGGAUGUAUUGGGCUUCCUGGACGUGUCUUUAUGACGAAAUUCCCAGAGUGGACUCCGAAUGUCCAAUAUUACUCGAGCAAAGAAUUUCCACAGUUAGAUCAUGCUUUAAACUACAAUAUCCGCGGAACCCUGGCUCUUCCGGUGUUUGAAGGAGAGAUCUGUGUUGGUGUUCUUGAGCUCGUAAUGACAUCACAGAAGAUCAAUUAUGCACCAGAGUUUGACAAAGUCUGCAAAGCAUUAGAGGCAACCAAUCUGAAAAGCACAGGAACAUUUGAUCAGCAAGCUACAUGGAUUUACAAUGAAGACUUCAAAAUUGCCCAAUCGGAAAUCCUCGAACUGUUUCUUGCAGUGUGUGAAACUCAUAAGUUACCUUUGGCUCAGACCUGGCUUCCUCAAAGGCAUCAAAAUGCUAUGAUUUGCGGCAAGAGAUUCAGUGGACUAACCUGUGUUCCUAGUUUUGCAUUUUAUGUAACAGAUGCUCAUAUGUGGGGUUUCCGAGAGGCUUGCUUGGAACAUCACUUACAGGAUGAACAAGGGCUUCCCGGUAGAGCAUUUUCCUCUCUUAAUGCAUGUUUCUGUGCAGAUAUAAGCCUAUUCUGCAAAAGUGAGUAUCCCUUGGUACACUAUGCGCGCAUGUUUGGGUUGCAGAGCAGUCUUACUGUUCCUGUAUGUAAUAAUCACUCUGAAAAGGACACCUACGUUCUAGAAUUCUUCCUGCCUCACAGCAGUACAGACCACAAAAUCCAAUUGCAAAUCGCGGCUUCUAUAUUGGCAACGACAAAGGAAAGCUUGCAGAAUUCUAAGGUUAUUCAAUGGAUAGAACCCAAAGUAGAAGGAAAUUUUGAAAUUAUUGAUUUGUCUGUUGGCAAGAAGCUUCGUUUAUCACCAGUGCCAGAACUAAACUCCCAAACAAUAGACACUAGACAUGGACCGGAAACCUCACAAAGUGGACAUGUUUCAAAAGAACAAGAUUUUUCCAUGCAGCAAAGUUCAGAAUGUGAUGUUGCAUUACUUAAAGCAAGGAGUGAUGCUAAUGCAGAAAACAUUACAUUCUCAAUUUUUGAAAAAGAUGGAAAGGUGACGUUACAGUUUCUUAAGCAAUUUUUUGGAAGAAAUCUCAAUGAUGCCGCCAAUUGCCUUGGAGUUAGUCGAUCCACAUUCAAGCGAAUUUGUAGGCAGCAGGGGAUAUUCAGAUGGCCUCGGAUGAAGAAAACAAGUACUACAAAUUGUUUUCACCGAAUCACAGAGCAUGUAAAUGAAGCAGCUCAAAUGGUUGAAGAAGCAUCUACUAGCGCUUCGUUGGCACAAGAUCCUAUGCCUGGUUUUGGUUCAACCUCUUCAACGAACAUGAAGAAUCCAGUCCAUCAUGGUUUGCUAUUUAAGCAGGUACAAGCAACCACAUUCGCACCUGGAACGAGAGAAAUGCAAACUGAUAAAUCAAAUACUUCAGUAACACUCAGCAGUUUUGGUAUAUCAAUCGGAGCAGAUAAACAAGUUCCUGAAUCCAGAAUUCCGUCUGUUGCUGCUUUGCAAAAUGGAGAAACUGCAACAAUAAAGGCAAGAUACGGGGAAUACUUCAUCAAAUUUAAACUUCCGUUCUCAUCGCAGUUGGCAGAACUGGAAAACAAGGUAGCUGAUAGGCUAAAGUUGAAGAUUGGAACUUUUCGUAUUCAGUAUCAGGACGCGGAUGAUGACUGGAUAAUCAUAGCUUGUAACGAUGAUUUGGAAAGUUGUCUAAGCGAACGGAGAUCACUGGGUGAUAAAGCAAUCAAAAUGCUGGUAGAAAGCAUAGAUAUGUAAAGUUUAACUGAAGUUCUGAAUGUGAUUUUGUGUUAAAACAUGUGCUUUGGGUAAUUCAAUAAUCAUUUAAAGCAGUAUUUUCA
This is a messenger RNA of Capsicum annuum, 2676 nucleotides long. Its product is annotated as protein NLP7. The transcript has 7 exons. The record is from RefSeq and is a predicted model, not a curated record. Lineage: Eukaryota; Viridiplantae; Streptophyta; Magnoliopsida; Solanales; Solanaceae. Gene Ontology annotation, molecular function: DNA-binding transcription factor activity; protein binding. Bases 92 to 2593 code for a protein of 833 amino acids.